AUGGCGGAUGAGGCUGAACUUUUGGAUUACGAGGAUGAGGAACAAGAGACUGUUCAAGAGACAAGACCUAAUGGCGAAUCUGCUACUAAGAAAGGUGUAAAGGGUGCCUAUGUCACCAUCCACAGUUCGGGUUUUCGCGACUUCAUCCUCAAACCAGAGCUGUUGAGGGCCAUUGUUGAUUGCGGCUUUGAACAUCCAUCAGAGGUUCAACAUGAGUGUAUUCCCCAAGCAAUUCUGAGUAUGGACGUGCUGUGCCAAGCAAAGUCUGGUAUGGGGAAGACUGCAGUUUUUGUGAUCGCCACCCUUCAACAACUGGAUCCCGAAGGUGAAGCCAACACAAGUGUACUGGUCCUGUGUCAUACAAGAGAACUUGCUUUCCAAAUCAGUAAAGAAUAUGAGCGUUUCUCCAAAUACAUGCCUAAGAUAAAGGUGGGUGUAUUCUUUGGUGGGAUGCCAAUACGCAAGGACAUUGAAACCCUGACAAAAUCUCCAGUCCAUAUUGUCGUCGGAACUCCAGGUCGAAUUCUGGAUCUGGUUAGGAGCAAAACACUGAAGCUGCAACAUGUGAAGCAUUUCAUCAUCGACGAAUGUGAUAAAAUGCUGGAUACGCUCGAUAUGCGCCGUGAUGUGCAAGAGAUAUUCCGCAUGACUCCACAUCAGAAACAAGUUAUGAUGUUCAGUGCAACAAUGAGCAAAGAAAUCCGUCCUGUGUGCAGAAACUUCAUGCAAGACCCGUUAGAAAUAUUUAUCGAAAAUGAUUCAAAGUUGACAUUACACGGCCUUCGACAGCACUAUGUAAAAGUCAAGGAAAAUGAGAAGAAUAGGAAGCUAUUCGAACUCCUUGAUGAGCUACAGUUCAACCAGGUUAUAAUCUUUGUCAAAUCAGUACAAAGGUGCAUGGCUCUAGCUCAGUUGUUGGUGGAUCAAAACUUCCCUGCUAUUGCUAUGCAUCGGAACAUGGCACAAGAAGAGCGCUUGGAGCGUUAUCAAGCCUUCAAAAACUUCCAGAAACGUCUCCUGGUGGCCACCAACCUUUUCGGUCGCGGUAUGGAUAUCGAACGUGUCAAUAUUGUCUUCAAUUACGAUAUGCCAGAAGAUUCGGAUACGUACUUACAUAGGGUUGCUAGAGCAGGUCGGUUCGGGACAAAAGGACUGGCUAUUACUUUCAUAUCAGACGAAUUGGAUGCCAAAGUCCUCAAUGAAGUUCAAAACCGUUUCGAAGUUAAUAUUAGUGAACUCCCAGAUGUUAUGGAAAUAUCUAGUUACAUGGAAGACCGCUGA
Messenger RNA from Heterobilharzia americana, 1281 nucleotides. Lineage: Eukaryota; Metazoa; Platyhelminthes; Trematoda; Strigeidida; Schistosomatidae. The record is from the annotation of a GenBank genome assembly.